AUGUUGCACGACGUGCAACGCAUUUUGGGGAUUGGCAUUGACGGUUCACUUCCCGGUGAACCGUCUGAUCAUGAGUGGCAGUUAGGCCUGACCGGCCUUUUUGCAGAGCCAUUGUCGGAGCUGCAUGCGAAGGGGCACUUCACCAGCGGUAGCAUUAACGUUGGUGCACUGUUGCAGCUAUGCCACCGCUCUCAGUCUAGAGAUACUCAAUCUACUGCGUACUUAAUGGCUUUAGUGGGUUGUACGCUGUUUGUGGAUAAGAUAAGAGUCGGGAUGCGUCCUCAUCCUAUUCUUGUUGUCGCCGCUGACCAGGCUGGCAUUGCUUGGGGGACAUUGACGCUUACACACUUGUAUCGCCAAUUGGGUAUGGCGACAAGGACUGGUUGCAAGACUAUUGCUGGCUGUCUGACCUUGUUGCAGACCUGGAUUUACGAGUACUUCCCAGCCUUCCGCCCCCAUCCGCGUGCAGCUGACAUGCCGAACAAGACCCGGGCAGAGAUGUGGUCCCCGCAUAAGCCAAUCCGUGAGCUUAGCAGAUUGAGAGACUGUAGGAGCAUACUGGACGCCCUGACAGAGACACAGGUUUUGUACAUGACCUCACAUAUAAGAUUAUAUCAAAAGAAAUAA
Molecule: messenger RNA, 627 nt
Organism: Amaranthus tricolor (Joseph's coat)
Lineage: Eukaryota; Viridiplantae; Streptophyta; Magnoliopsida; Caryophyllales; Amaranthaceae
Product: protein MAIN-LIKE 1-like
Exons: 1
Coding region: 1-627 (208 amino acids)
Source: RefSeq, a predicted model, not a curated record